Molecule: messenger RNA, 3619 nt
Organism: Hordeum vulgare subsp. vulgare (domesticated barley)
Lineage: Eukaryota; Viridiplantae; Streptophyta; Magnoliopsida; Poales; Poaceae
Product: cation-chloride cotransporter 1
Exons: 14
Coding region: 215-3226 (1003 amino acids)
Biological process (GO): monoatomic ion transport; transmembrane transport
Cellular component (GO): membrane
Molecular function (GO): chloride:monoatomic cation symporter activity
Source: RefSeq, a predicted model, not a curated record
AAUCCCUCCCUCAACUCAAAGACUUUGCAGGCCAGGGUGCCCAGCGCAAAAAUGAGGGACGAAGCAAACCCAGUUUCGUAGCUUUUCCAACCCCCCUCCGACCGUUGCCCACCUUCCCCGUUAACUGCCCACUCCCCUCGCCGCCGGUGGCUGCUCCUUCGCCGCAGCGCCCAGCUCCGCCGCCCCCUGCUCUCCGUCGACCCUGCUUCCUGGUAUGGAGAAUGGGGAGAUCGAGGCCGCGGAGGAUGGGCUGCCGGUGCCAGCGCCGCCUAACGGGCGACGCUACCGACCAGUGGGCUCGGACGACAGCGCCGUCAUCCAGAUGACCUCCAUGGAGCCCAGCCCCGGCUCCACCUCCACCUCUGUCACUGGCCAUGACGCCAUAACACCCCAGCCGCCUAGAAACCUUAAGCCCGGUGGUGCUAAUCUAACCAUUGAUCCAAGCAUGCAAGAAGGUUCUGGUGAUCAUGCUACAUCCAGUGGAUCUCAAAGGGAUUCAAAGCUAGAGCUUUUUGGGUUUGAUUCACUUGUAAAUAUUUUGGGCCUCAAGAGCAUGACAGGAGAAGAGAUUCCAGCUCCUUCGAGUCCUAGGGAGGGAGAGGAUGUAGCAAUUACCAUUGGAAGGCCGAAGCAGGAAACUGGACCUAAGUUUGGUACAAUGAUGGGUGUCUUUGUACCAUGCUUGCAGAAUAUCUUGGGGAUCAUUUAUUAUAUCCGUUUUACCUGGAUUGUAGGUAUGGCAGGCAUAUGGCAGUCGCUUGUUUUAGUCUCAUUCUGUGGUGCUUGUACAUUUUUAACCGGCUUAUCAUUGAGUGCCAUUGCAACGAACGGGGCAAUGAAGGGUGGUGGACCAUAUUAUCUCAUUGGCCGUGCGCUUGGUCCUGAAGUUGGAGUUAGUAUUGGAUUGUGUUUCUUUCUUGGAAAUGCAGUUGCUGGGUCCAUGUAUGUUCUGGGUGCUGUAGAAACCUUUUUGGAUGCCAUUCCUUCUGCGGGAUUGUUUCAAGAGAGCGUAACAGCGGUGAACAAUACAUUAUUAAACGGUACAGCAACAGCUGGCACGGCGACUAUAUCGACACCCAGCUUGCAUGACCUUCAAGUAUAUGGUGUUAUUGUGACCAUACUGCUUUGUUUUAUUGUGUUCGGUGGUGUCAAAAUCAUCAACAAGGUUGCACCUGCCUUCUUAAUACCAGUGCUCUUUUCACUGUUGUGCAUCUAUCUUGGUGUCUUCAUUGCACCAAGACACAAUGCUCCAAAGGGGAUCACUGGGUUGAGUCUAACCUCACUCAGAGACAACUGGGGUUCAGAAUAUCAACGUACAAACAAUGCAGGAGUUCCUGAUCCAGAUGGUUCUAUAUAUUGGGAUUUCAAUGCUUUGGUAGGUCUCUUUUUCCCAGCAGUCACUGGAAUUAUGGCUGGCUCAAAUCGAUCUGCUUCACUGAAAGACACACAACGUUCAAUACCGAUUGGAACAUUAUCUGCAACUCUCACAACAACUGCUAUGUACUUGUUUUCUGUGCUGCUGUUUGGAGCCUUGUCCACACGAGAAGAGCUUCUAACUGAUAGGCUUCUUACAGCUACAGUGGCAUGGCCUGCUCCAGUAGUGAUUUACAUCGGUAUUAUCCUGUCCACUUUAGGUGCAGCGCUGCAGAGUUUAACAGGGGCUCCAAGGUUACUAGCAGCAAUAGCAAAUGAUGACAUCCUUCCAGUCCUUAAUUACUUUAAGGCUUCUGAAGGAGCCGAACCUCACGCAGCAACUUUAUUCACAGCAUUAAUCUGUAUUGGAUGUGUGAUUAUUGGGAACUUGGACUUGAUUACACCCACUAUCACUAUGUUCUUUCUGUUGUGCUAUGCUGGUGUGAACUUGUCAUGCUUUCUGCUUGACUUACUUGAUGCUCCUAGUUGGCGCCCUCGAUGGAAACUUCACCACUGGAGUCUUUCACUUGUUGGUGCAUUACUUUGCGUUGUCAUCAUGUUUUUGAUCUCUUGGUCUUUCACUGUUAUCUCCCUUGCCCUUGCAAGCCUCAUCUAUUAUUAUGUGAGUAUAAAAGGGAAGGCUGGAGAUUGGGGAGAUGGGUUCAAGAGUGCAUAUUUUCAGUUGGCACUACGGAGUCUCAGAUCGCUAGGAGCAAACCAAGUUCAUCCUAAGAAUUGGUACCCCAUUCCUCUGAUAUUAUGCCGCCCUUGGGGUAAACUUCCAGAAAAUGUCCCUUGUCAUCCAAAACUUGCUGAUUUUGCCAAUUGUAUGAAGAAGAAGGGCCGUGGAAUGUCAAUAUUUGUCUCGACAAUUGACGGUGAUUAUCAUGAACUGGCUGAGGAUGCUAAGACUGCCUGUCAUCAGCUGGAGGCCUACAUUGAGUACAAACGCUGUGAGGGUGUUGCAGAGAUAAUUGUAGCACCUUCAAUGUCCGAGGGCUUCCGUAGCAUUGUUCAGACGAUGGGCCUAGGUAAUUUGAAGCCUAAUAUUGUUGUGGUGCGGUACCCUGAGAUUUGGCGCCGUGAGAAUCUGACAGAGAUACCAUCAACCUUUGUCAGUAUAAUAAAUGAUUGCAUCAUUGCUAACAAGGCAGUUGUUAUUGUGAAGGGUCUUGAUGAGUGGCCUAAUGAGUUCCAGAGACAGUAUGGUACUAUUGACCUCUACUGGAUUGUGAGAGAUGGAGGAUUGAUGCUUCUUCUGUCUCAGCUCCUGCUCACAAAAGCGACCUUUGAAAGCUGCAAGAUCCAAGUCUUCUGCAUAGCUGAAGAGGACACUGAUGCUGAAGAGCUAAAGACUGAUGUCAAAAAGUUUUUGUAUGAUCUUAGGAUGCAUGCCGAGGUCAUUGUUGUGACUAUGAAGUCAUGGGAAUCUCAUGUGGAGAGCAGCAGCAGUGGUGCUCAGCCAGAUGAUUCCCAAGAGGCUUACACAAGUGCACGGCGCAGGAUCAGCACAUACCUUUCAGAGAUGAAGGAAACCACACAAAGAGAAGGACGGCCGCAAAUGGUGGAUGGAAAGCAAGUUGUUGUGAACGAGCAAAAGGUCGAUAAAUUCCUCUAUACAAUGUUGAAGUUAAACUCGACGAUACUCAGGUACUCCAGAAUGGCAGCUGUGGUGCUAGUGAGCCUCCCUCCGCCACCGCUGAAUCACCCUGCAUACUUCUACAUGGAGUACAUGGACCUGCUUGUAGAGAACGUCCCACGCAUGUUGAUAGUUAGGGGAUACAGAAGAGAUGUUGUCACAUUUUUUACUUGAUCAAAUACGUACAGUCUGAGCUCCAUCCAGUUGUUGUGCCAUUGUAGCAGAAUGAAUACACAGAUGUGUGCAGAUUCCACUGCUGAAGUUGGAAGCCCUCACCUUGACGGCUACCUUAGAUGGGAUGCACUGGGUUGUCACUGCCAUAUUAGGUACGUAAACCAUAGAUCUUCAUUCCUUUUCAGGACACAACAGAUGAAUACUUGGUCACUACAAAUUUUGUAGCCCUGUUCUCCAAAUCAAUUCUAGAAACUUCCAUUUUUUUUCCCACUGAAACAGUAGCAACAGUGUCCCUGUUUUUGCUAUUUUCUGUGAUUUGUAUACGGCUGAGAGACUGCAACAAGUUGUUGGAAGGAGCAAUACCAAUGCUAUAAGUAGAGAAUAUUCUGUUAA